Durio zibethinus is the source of this 1676-nucleotide messenger RNA. RefSeq lists its product as uncharacterized. NCBI's taxonomy places the organism in Eukaryota, Viridiplantae, Streptophyta, Magnoliopsida, Malvales, Malvaceae. The record is from RefSeq and is a predicted model, not a curated record.
GUUGGAAAACCGUGUUGCCAAAUUUGGGCUGACGUGGAAGAUUUUGAAAGGACCUUCACAUUCUUCUUUACUUCAGCCAAAAUAUACCAAUCUGAACUUUUCCCUACACGCGUUUGGUCAUCGAGAAAGUGCCUACCUCGAGAAAAAUUUUACCCCAUUUCCUACUAUUUUUUCCGCAAGAAAUCAUUAAAAAAAAAAAAAAAAAACAGCUAAAAGUUCAAAAAUAAAACCCUAACAAAAAGAAGUUGCUGCCCUAAUGCACCUCACGUUUACUUAGCGAGCGCGUAUAGCAUCUCACUGACGACGUCGUUUUUAUCUCUCACGCCGAUCCGAUCAGGCUUUUCACCGGCCCGAGAUUGUUGCUUUUAUCUACAACUCUUUAUCAGGAUUCCCAGGCCAAGAAAGGGUAAAAAGGGGGCACAUCUUAAGUUGCAUGAUCCAUAGGUUAUAGGAAUGGACCACUAUGACCCGCCGGCACAGAGAAGGGAGAUGAAGCAUAAAGGAAGAAAUGUAGUAUGGUCGAUUGCCAUGGACAAGUGUCUAAUUGAAGCUUUGGCCAUUCAGGCUAAAAAUGGGAAUAAAAUUGAUAAAUGCUUUAAUGAAAAUGCAUAUACUGCUGCCUGUAUUGCCGUGAAUUCUCACUUUAAUUUAAACUUGAAUAAUCAAAAAGUUAUUAAUCGUCUUAAGACAAUUAAGAAAAGGUACAAGGUAAUGAGGGAUAUGCUAAGUCAAGAUGGAUUCAGGUGGAAUCCAAAUACGAAGAUGAUCGAAUGUGACAGUGAAGAUCUUUGGAAAAGAUAUAUAGCGGCACAUCCUGAUGCAAGAGGAUUUCGAGGAAAACAGAUUGAAAUGUAUGAUGAACUAAAGAUUGUUUGCGGAAAUUACCAAGCCCCUAGCCGUUGGGCUAAGAUGAAGGAUGGAAGUCUUCCAACUGGGAAUAAAAAUUUUGAAGAAGAUUCUGCUUCUUUCUUAUCACAAAGUUCAGACGACCUAAGUGAUACAGAUGGAACAGAGUCAUACACGGGGGCACCUGAGUACUUGCAAGAUGGUAGUCAAGAUCCUCCCCUAAUGGAUCCUCCUCUAAUGGAGCCUCUCAGACAACUUCCAAAGCGACCCCGUGGCUCAAAUGCUCUUCAGGAGGCAAUGUUGGCUGUGGCUUCCAGCAUUCGGCGGUUGGCUGAUGCAAUGGAGCAGAGUAAAACUGCAAUCAAUACCUCAGAAUUGCUAGGCGCUGUUAUGGAGAUUGAUGGUCUGGAAGAAGCUAAACAGAUGUAUGCAUUCGAGUAUUUGAAUGCUGACCCUAUUAAAGCUAGGGCCUUCAUGACGUAUAAUGUUAGGAUGAGGAAGACAUAUUUGUUCAGACAGUUUUGGUGGUGGAAAUGACUGGUAUCCAAUUUCGAACCUUUUGGUAUAUUAUCUACAGUACUGCAGGAAUAUUUAAGGAUGUUGGCACAUUAAACCUUAUUCCAUUGAUCCUUCCUUGGAGGUGAAUGCACAGAUUUCAGAUGUUCACAGGUUAAACAUAUAUGGCUUUAAGCCAAUACUGUAAAGAAACAAACAGGGCGCUUAUGCCCCUCUUCUUUGAAUGAAGCUAAGCUUUAGGUGUAAAAUCUACACUUUUGACGCUCCUAAGGAGAUGUAGUGUCGUUUUUAUGAAGAUGGAUAUAGCUUCUCUU